AUGGGUAUAGGUAUGCUCCAGAACGAGGAGUUUGCAUUGAAACUCACGUCGAAAAACUUCGUGAUUGGCCCAUACGCAGGACAACAGAUGCGGCUAUCGCCCAUGAUUGAAGGCGCUGGAGGCACCACAGAGGUCAUGAACAUUCUUUUGGAUUGUAUCCGCGUGAAAGAUCUACAAGGAAGUCCAAUUUCAGUGGAAAAAUUGCACGAAGCACAGAAAACACAGGUGGAUGAAAGCACCGAAGUCAUUCAAUGUGGCAGUGCUUCUGAUCAGCUUAGAGUAGGAUCGGGGGGAUUUUAUUUACAACACAAAUCUCAUAGCAAUAAGGCUUUGAGUGAAUACACCCCACUCGCCAAAGAAGCCCUGUCUAAUUGGACAUCCUCCGACGACUGGGUAGUACCUACUGAUUUACCAGCUGCGGUCCUGGAGUGGUUUCAAGGACAAAAGCAUAUCCUAUUUGCGAAUGAGCCCAUCUCCAACUUCCAGGACGUGAGUACCAUUUUUAUGCGGGUGCUUAGGCUGCAGGAGGUUCCCAGUGCGAUAUCCCGCAACUUGUGUGUUUAUUUAAGCAAAUUCUCAGCCAUCAAGAACAGAGCAUCGAGAAGGAUACCCGGCCACAUAAAAAUUACUGGCAUAGCCAUUUUGACGGAAGAGUCGUUGAAUUGGCCUGUCGGCGUUGCCAACAGCGCCUCUCAAACGACAGCACGGCCGAUGAGCGGUCCACCGACCCGGCACUUACAUUAUAGCUAUUCGGUGGUGCAAUUCGAGUAG
Molecule: messenger RNA, 771 nt
Organism: Talaromyces rugulosus
Lineage: Eukaryota; Fungi; Ascomycota; Eurotiomycetes; Eurotiales; Trichocomaceae
Exons: 3
Coding region: 1-771 (256 amino acids)
Source: RefSeq, a predicted model, not a curated record